GCUCCUACCGCUACCGUGCCCAAGCGCGCUCCGCCAGCGCUGUGCGGGCGCGGCUCCCGGUACUCGGCCCCGGCGCCGCCGGCGGGUUUUAUGUGCAGGGCGGCCGGCGGGCCGGCGGGGGUGGGAGGAGCCGGGCAGGUUGUGCCCGCCGGGCCCUCCUCCCUCGCUCCCUCCCCGCCCGGCGGAGAGGGGUCGGGGGAGGGGGCAGCAUGGCCUGUCCGUCCGGCCCCUUUUCCAGCGCUCAUCUGCCCCGGGAGUGCGGCGCCGCUCCUCGCAGGGAGAAGAGGUCCGAAUGGAGACAGACGGCAGCCAGCCCGGCCUCGCCUCCCCGGACUCUCCGCACGACCCCUGCAAAAUGUUCAUCGGGGGACUGAGCUGGCAGACCACGCAAGAGGGCUUGCGGGAGUACUUCAGCCAGUUCGGCGAGGUGAAGGAGUGCCUGGUGAUGCGGGACCCGCUGACAAAGAGAUCCAGGGGCUUCGGGUUCGUCACGUUCAUGGACCAGGCUGGCGUCGACAAGGUCCUGGCCCAAUCCAGACAUGAACUGGACUCCAAGACGAUUGACCCAAAGGUAGCGUUCCCCCGCCGAGCACAGCCCAAGAUGGUGACCCGAACGAAGAAGAUAUUUGUGGGUGGUCUGUCUGUGAACACUACUGUGGAGGAUGUGAAACAAUAUUUUGAGCAGUUUGGGAAGGUGGAUGACGCGAUGCUGAUGUUCGACAAGACAACCAACCGACACCGAGGGUUUGGGUUUGUCACAUUUGAAAGUGAAGACAUUGUGGAAAAAGUGUGCGAAAUCCACUUCCAUGAGAUCAACAACAAAAUGGUGGAGUGUAAAAAAGCCCAGCCGAAGGAGGUGAUGUCCCCCACGGGCUCGGCACGAGGGCGGUCCCGAGUCAUGCCUUACGGGAUGGAUGCCUUCAUGCUCGGGAUUGGCAUGCUGGGUUACCCAGGCUUUCAAGCCGCCACCUACGCGAGUCGAAGUUACACUGGCAUUGCACCUGGCUACACUUACCAGUUCCCUGAGUUCCGUGUAGAGCGGACCCCUCUCCCGAGUGCCCCCGUCCUCCCUGAGCUCACAGCAAUCCCCCUCACUGCGUAUGGACCAAUGGCGGCAGCAGCGGCUGCGGCGGCUGUGGUGCGAGGGACAGGUUCCACCCCCAGUCGCACCGGUGGAUUUCUGGGCACCACCAGCCCCGGGCCGAUGGCAGAGCUUUAUGGAGCUGCCAACCAGGACUCAGGGGUCAGUAGUUACAUCAGCGCUGCCAGUCCAGCCCCAAGCACCGGCUUUGGCCACAGCCUAGGGGGUCCCUUGAUUGCAACAGCUUUUACCAACGGGUAUCACUGAAGCUGGGGACCAAGGAGGCAGGAGACUCCCCAGUGACCUAACCGAGGACAGCGGCUGGAAGAUCUGGUGAGCCUCGGGGGAUGAGCCAAGGUUACCUUUUUCUUGAAUCAAACUGCACACUGCCGGCCGGCUGCCAGGCUCCUGCCGCCCUGCCCCGAUCUCUCCCUUUUGACCAGACCACACUGGACUGAACCCGAGGAGAUCAUCUCGCUUUCUUACUAACCACCGACGGUUUACGCUUCCCCCCUCCCUGCCCCCAGCCCACCGAUUCUUCUUUUAUUUAUUUUGGUAGCUGUUAGGUUUAAUUUUUUAUUUUUUUAUCUUUUUUU
Molecule: messenger RNA, 1677 nt
Organism: Dryobates pubescens (Downy woodpecker)
Lineage: Eukaryota; Metazoa; Chordata; Aves; Piciformes; Picidae
Gene: MSI1
Product: musashi RNA binding protein 1
Exons: 15
Coding region: 293-1348 (351 amino acids)
Cellular component (GO): cytoplasm
Molecular function (GO): RNA binding
Source: RefSeq, a predicted model, not a curated record